Drosophila serrata is the source of this 442-nucleotide messenger RNA. Its product is annotated as nuclear envelope phosphatase-regulatory subunit 1 homolog. The record is from RefSeq and is a predicted model, not a curated record. NCBI's taxonomy places the organism in Eukaryota, Metazoa, Arthropoda, Insecta, Diptera, Drosophilidae.
GACAAUUCAAUCAAUAUCUCGGAAACUAAUUGAAACAAAACUCAUACAAAAAUUUAAGAAAUUAAAAUGGAAGAAGCAUUGGAUUACGAGGAUCUUAGGGCCUUUGAGCGACGUCUCACCGAAGUGGUUGCCUCAUAUCGCAUCUUGACCUUGCGCUGGCGCAUUAUCCUUAUUCUCUUGGCCAACUUGAUGAUCAUUGGCGCCUACUCCUGGCUGGAGGAUUUACAUACCUCACUCCCAUUUACUCAGUCCAUCCGAAGUCAUCCUGUAUUCAGUGUAGCUGCCUUAUUGUUCACUCUCUUGAUAUUUCUGGGAAAACAGAAACUGAUAUUUGCUGGGAAAAUUAUGGCUAUACGAACAAAUGGAGUGCUGGAAAUUUUUAACAUGGAGUGCAAUGAAGUAGGAAAGCUGAAAAUGAAAUCGUAGAUACACGCUCUUAAAU